Molecule: messenger RNA, 1675 nt
Organism: Physeter macrocephalus (sperm whale)
Lineage: Eukaryota; Metazoa; Chordata; Mammalia; Artiodactyla; Physeteridae
Gene: LHX6
Product: LIM homeobox 6
Exons: 7
Coding region: 71-802 (243 amino acids)
Biological process (GO): forebrain neuron development; regulation of transcription by RNA polymerase II; neuron differentiation
Cellular component (GO): nucleus
Molecular function (GO): DNA-binding transcription factor activity, RNA polymerase II-specific; RNA polymerase II transcription regulatory region sequence-specific DNA binding
Source: RefSeq, a predicted model, not a curated record
CUCCGUGUGUCGCACGUCGCUGAGGCAGCAGAACAGCUGCUACAUCAAGAACAAGGAAAUCUUCUGCAAGAUGGACUACUUCAGCCGAUUUGGGACCAAGUGCGCAAGGUGCGGCCGACAGAUCUACGCCAGCGACUGGGUCCGGCGGGCACGCGGCAAUGCCUACCACCUGGCCUGCUUCGCUUGCUUCUCGUGCAAGCGCCAGCUGUCCACGGGCGAGGAGUUUGGCCUGGUCGAGGAGAAGGUGCUCUGCCGCAUCCACUACGACACCAUGAUUGAGAAUCUCAAGAGGGCCGCCGAGAACGGGAACGGCCUCACGCUGGAGGGGGCAGUGCCCUCGGAACAGGACAGUCAGCCCAAGCCGGCCAAGCGCGCGCGGACGUCCUUCACCGCCGAGCAGUUGCAGGUUAUGCAGGCGCAGUUCGCGCAGGACAACAACCCCGACGCGCAGACGCUGCAGAAGCUUGCGGACAUGACGGGCCUCAGCCGAAGGGUCAUCCAGGUGUGGUUUCAAAACUGCCGGGCGCGUCAUAAAAAGCACACACCACAGCAUCCCGUGCCGCCCUCCGGGGCGCCGCCGUCCCGCCUCCCCUCCGCCCUGUCCGACGACAUCCACUACUCCCCGUUCAGCAGCCCCGAGCGGGCUCGCAUGGUCACCCUGCACGGCUACAUUGAGAGUCAGGUACAGUGUGGGCAGGUGCACUGCCGGCUGCCUUACACCGCGCCCCCCGUCCACCUCAAAGCCGAUAUGGAUGGGCCACUCUCCAACCGGGGUGAGAAGGUCAUCCUUUUUCAGUACUAACGCUGCCGGCACUUCCGCAUCUGAGCAUGGGCGCCCGGCAGCUGCCCCUCAGCCGCUGAAAUCCGGAGUCCGAGCCGCUGCCAGGGAUCCACCCGCUCUGCCUCCACCCCCCAUCCGCCAUCCUGCCCACCACCAGCUGGGCCCCUGGGCCUGGCCUUCCCCGCUCCUGCCGAGAACCAGAACCCGCCAGGAGCAUCGCGGAGCCCUCCUCCCUGAAGGCAGAGCUCCCUGAAAUUUGGAGCCAGGGUGAAAACAACAGCCUGUGUUUCCCAUUUAGACAGGAGUCGUCUUCAACUUAAGCUGAUUACAAUAGCAAAAGGCCGAAUUGAAUCGCACGACGCCAACAGCCUUCCAACUUACAGGUUUUCUUUCCUCCCAUAUUGGCCUUUAUUUACUACUUCCUUGGAACCAUCUCUGAAUUCCGAAUAGCCGACAACCCCCAAUGUUAUCCACUCCGUUGCUUUUGUUUGGAAAACUCCACAGUGUUUGUGGGAUGUCCCCAAAGGAAAGCUAUGUUCUAAUUUUAUCAUUUCCAUCUGUCUGGUUAUGUCAAGUUAAUUCAGAGAGAGAAGAGACACUGACCAACCCUGAGAGGCCCAAUAGGGCACAGAUGGAGGCCUGCCCAGACCAAGAGGCAGGGGGAAAAGCGGGGGCUGGGGGCGCGGGGGCGGGGCAAGGACCCCCCAUUGGUUUGGAGGCCCAGGAGAAGGAUGCGGCACACUGGGCUGGGAGAAGCACUAGCCAUUUUAAGGAGAGGAAAGAGCAAACUCGGGGUGUGUGUUGGGGACCCUGCUUUCACCUAGUUAUCCAGCAUAUGUGCAGGAGACAUAGCAGAGGUGGUGUUUGAUCUGUGUGAUGACAUUUCUGAACGCU